AUGGACCUAAAACUAAAAAAUCCUGAGUUCUGGUACAGUUUCCAUGGCCAGAUCCCAGGGCUGCUGGACUGGGACAUGAGAAAUGAGUUCUUCCUUUCUUGCACCACAGACCAGUGCCCCUUAGUUGAGCAGAACCUUGCCAGAUACAGACUUAAAGUAAUGGAGACUCCAAAAGUACCUCAGGAGAGGGAAUCCAGUCCUGGAAAAGAUCGUCCUAACUCUGAACCCAACCUGUGGAUGUGGGUGAAUCCCAACAUUGCAUGCUCCCUUGGCAGCCGGGGGACCCCAGAGCCCAGUAAGAAAAAGGAUCUUGCACGCAUACGCGUUUCUCCUCAUCUACUCGCAAAAGAUGAAGUAUCUAACUGCCCAGAGGCCACAGUGAUGCAGUCUCUGCCAUCUUCCUCCAGCAAGCAAUCUCCCCUACAGAAGUGGAUCACCUUUUCCUCCAGUGACAGGGAGCUCAUAGAAGAGGAGACCAAGGAAAAAGAUAACAACUCCUCUGUGGUCCGCCAGUCUCCAAACAAAAGGGAGUGCUUCCAGAGCCAGAAGCUAUGGCAAGGCAACAGCCAGGAGGGGAAGUCCUGGCCUCGUCCCCCCCUCAAUUACAGUCACUUAAUUGCUCUGGCACUUAGAAACAGCCCUCCCUGUGGCCUCAAUGUGCAAGAGAUCUACAGUUUCACCCAACAGCAUUUCCCCUUUUUCUGGACAGCUCCAGAUGGAUGGAAGAAUACCAUCCGUCACAACCUCUGCUUCCUGGACAGCUUUGAGAGGGCACCAGUCAGCCUUCAGGAUGGGGCCAGUGCAAGGUCAAGGUCUGGCCUCUGGAGGCUUACUGAGGAGGGACACCGCCGCUUUCAGGAGGAGACUCGUGCCUUAGCCUCUGCUAGAAGAGAGAGUAUUCAACAGUGCAUGAGCCAUCCAGAUGUUAUGACUUCCCUCUUUGAGCUUUGA
Rangifer tarandus platyrhynchus (Svalbard reindeer) is the source of this 951-nucleotide messenger RNA. The record is from the annotation of a GenBank genome assembly. NCBI's taxonomy places the organism in Eukaryota, Metazoa, Chordata, Mammalia, Artiodactyla, Cervidae.